GCUAGGUUGUUGACGUUGUUGUCAAAGCGCUCUCACGUUUCGAGUGUUCUGUGUGCGCCCUGUUGAAACCGGAUGACGGGGCUAUUGUGUUUACGUGUGCGUGAUAUACUGUUGACAAUAUAACCCCCCCAGACUGGCUAUACUAGGCGAGGUGUAAGGACGUGGCCUUGCAGGAGCGUCGAAGACACAACAUGUCGACCCUUAGAAACAUAAGCUCUUUCCGCUGUGUGAAGGACGGUUGGAAAACUCUAGAUCUCAGCAAUCAAAACCUCCUGGUCAUUCCUCCCGCAAUCUUCGAACACGUCGAUUUAGAGAGGUUAGACCUUCAGGACAACAACAUCUGCACGGCUGUAGUACCACGAGAAGCCGCUAGCCUCGCGUCGCUCGUGAUCUUGGAUUUAGGAAACAACACAAACCUCGGACAUCUUCCUCGACAGAUAGGGCUUCUUGCGAAGCUCCGGGAGCUGAGAGUUCAGAGGUGUGGGAUUGAGAAGCUGCCAGAGGAGCUGUACAACCUGCAGACGCUAGAGGUCCUCGUUGCACCGGGAAACAAGAUAACCACCCUGAGUGAAGAAGUAGACAGACUGUACAACUUGAAAGAAAUCUGGCUAGGAGAGAAUGAGCUGGAGUCGUUGCCGGGGACGCUAUGCGUGUUGUCGAAUUUGCACACUCUGAGUCUGUACAAGAACAAGCUAUCGUCGCUUCCACCGGGAAUAGCGAACCUACAGACACUCAAGCUGCUCAGCAUUCAGAGCAACCGCUUCACAGCGCUCCCUGGCGACAUCUGCAAACUGUGCAACCUGCAGGUGCUGCAUGUCGGGGAUAACGUCAUUCACGAACUGCCGGAGAACAUCACCAAGCUGACCAAACUCAGAGUGCUGAGCAUCAGUGCGUCUCACUUCAAGGUGUUCCCCGCCCAGGUGCUGCAUCUGUGGGCCCUGGAGGAGCUGUACAUGGGCCGCUGGUCCGGGCCGGGGAGACGGUCCUUCGUCCCCAAGGACAUCGCGAUGCUCCGGAACUUGAAGCGGCUGGCUGUGGACGUGUGCGGGCUGGAGUCCCUCCCGGACGGGGUCGGCGCGCUCACGCACCUCGAGUACCUCAGCCUGAGCUACAACCGGCUCUCGUACCUCCCUCCACAGAUCCUCACGCUCACCAACCUCAAGGUCCUGAAACUCAAGAACAACGGCAUGACCAGUCUCCCCUCGGCCAUGCACAGACUCGGCAACAUCGAGCAGAUCGAUGUCUCCGGGAACCCCCUGACAUACCCUCCAGCUGAGGUACUGAAUGGGGGAGUUGCUGCCAUCAUGGCCUUCCUCACUGAAGAGGCAAGACUGGAGAGGAUCAGGAGGGAGAAAGAAGACCGAGAGUUCAGCCAGCUGAUGAACACGCUGUCGGCGGACGUGGAUCGGGCGGAGUGGCGGUGGAUCGGGCGGGAGCUGGGGCUGACAGACCUGGAGCUGCACGCCAUACAGGAGGACGCGCAGGACAACGUUCAGGAGCAGACCUACAAGGUGCUGAUGACCUGGCGGGAGCAGGCGGGAGAGUGCGCCACGCUGGACCGCCUGGUGGAGCACCUGAGGUCCAUCCGGCUGCACCACCUAGCGGAGGCACUGCAGGACAUGAGGGAAAAGCGACACCUAGCGGAUCCAGUGCUGUAGCCACCAAUAGCUCCCCUGACAUUCGUACAUUGCUUUGUAUUUCAACAGAAUGCCGAAUGUCACAAUGAAUAUCUUCCCGUUUACAGACUUGUGUUGUAAUACAGAGACAUGGAUUUUCUUGCCAUUUAGCCGAUGUGUUUUU
Branchiostoma belcheri (Belcher's lancelet) is the source of this 1800-nucleotide messenger RNA. RefSeq names its product leucine-rich repeat and IQ domain-containing protein 4-like. Lineage: Eukaryota; Metazoa; Chordata; Leptocardii; Amphioxiformes; Branchiostomatidae. Gene Ontology annotation, molecular function: protein binding. The coding region runs from base 192 to 1658 and encodes 488 amino acids. The transcript has 4 exons. Gene Ontology annotation, biological process: signal transduction. The record is from RefSeq and is a predicted model, not a curated record.